Penicillium crustosum is the source of this 783-nucleotide messenger RNA. RefSeq names its product putative HIT finger domain protein. The transcript is spliced from 2 exons. The record is from RefSeq and is a predicted model, not a curated record. Gene Ontology annotation, biological process: chromatin remodeling. Gene Ontology annotation, cellular component: Swr1 complex. Lineage: Eukaryota; Fungi; Ascomycota; Eurotiomycetes; Eurotiales; Aspergillaceae. Gene Ontology annotation, molecular function: nucleosome binding. The coding region runs from base 1 to 783 and encodes 260 amino acids.
AUGUUCCGCGUCGAACUCGUCUCCGACACAUCAACAGCCACCCCAGGCUGGUCCUACGCCCCAACUCGAGGCUUCGACCCACCCCAAGCAAUGGCCCCAACCCUAGGCCGCAAACGCGGCAUCCGCGACGCCGGCAAGGGCGGCGACAUCUCCUCACGACAAGCAAACGCAAUCGCGCGACACAUCGCCGAACUAGACCGGGAGAACCAGCGCGACGUCACCAUCCCGGCACCCGUGAAACAAGCCCGCGAAGCCGGAGCACGCGGCACACGAGCAAAAACCACCUCUAACGUCCGCCGCAUCCUCCAAUCCCAAAAGACCUUCCGGAACCACCUGGACGACGAAGAAGCAGCAAUAGCCUCCGGCAGCGGCGGUGUGGCAGGCAUGCAGGGCGCAGGAGGCGCGAACAUCGUCGCGGCAAAGGGAGGCAAGACUGCUGCUAUGCGGCGUAGCGCGACACCGGCUAGUACGGCAGGUGUUAAGCGGUCAGCACCUGUGUCUGGUACGAUUGCUGGGCUGUCGACGCCUGCACGAGAGACUAUGGAUACGGAAACGGAUGGGGAUGAGGAGCCGGCGCGGAAGCCGAAACUUAUUAAGUCCGAAUAUGAUAAUGAUCCACUGCUGCGCUCGUAUGCGCCGCCUGUGCCUUCUGAUCGGAUUAUGCAGAGGUUGUUGGCGGAGCCACCGCUUUCUUAUAAUGCGUCGCGGGCGAAGCCGCUGGCGGCUGGGAGACCAGGACGGCAUUUUUGUUGGGUUGGUGUGUGCUGGGGUGUGUAUUAUUGA